Messenger RNA from Astyanax mexicanus (Mexican tetra), 2269 nucleotides. It is a transcript of the gene serpini1, whose product is annotated as serpin peptidase inhibitor, clade I (neuroserpin), member 1. Bases 141 to 1388 code for a protein of 415 amino acids. The record is from RefSeq and is a predicted model, not a curated record. Lineage: Eukaryota; Metazoa; Chordata; Actinopteri; Characiformes; Acestrorhamphidae. The transcript is spliced from 9 exons. Gene Ontology annotation, biological process: negative regulation of endopeptidase activity. Gene Ontology annotation, molecular function: serine-type endopeptidase inhibitor activity.
GACCAAUCAGAAAAAGGGGGCGGGACGGAUCGCGCCUGAAAAUAUAACAGUGUGAGCAGCGUGUGGUGAAGGACAAGCUGGAGAGGAGCAGAGUGGAGCUCGACAUCCAUCUGAAAACCGCUCGCCGUCCCUCCUUUACCAUGUUGGUGCUCGGACUGGUGCCACUGCUGUUGCUAUGUGGAUGCGGUUGCCGGGCGGUGGACGUUCCUGAGGAUGUGACGGCAGAGUUCUCGGUCAGGCUGUACCACCAGCUGCAGACGGCUGGUGGAGAGGAAAACAUCAUUUUCUCCCCGCUCAGUGUGGCCCUGGCACUGGGUAUGGUGGAGCUGGGGGCCAGGGGGUCUUCCCUGCAGGAGAUCCGCCAGGCUGUGGGAUACAGCAACUUUAGAGAAGAUGAGGAGUUCUCUGUACUGAGGAACCUGACCCUGGCUCUAUCUGGAGAUGAAGCUCAGUACGUGGUGCGUCUGGCUAACUCCCUGUUCCUGCAGUCGGGGGUCCACUUUAAUGCAGACUUCCUGCGCCUUAUGAAACAGUAUUUCCACGCUCAGGUAGAGACGGUGGACUUCAGCGAGUCAGCAGCUGUAGCUCAACACAUCAACACCUGGGUCCAGAACCACACAGAGAGUAAGAUCCAUGACCUGGUGUCAGCAGAUGACUUCAGCAGUGUGACUAGGAUUACUCUGGUGAAUGCCAUGUACUUCAGAGGCAGCUGGAAGAACCAGUUUCGACCAGAAAACACCAGAACCUUCUCCUUUAGCAAGGACGAUGGCAGCGAGGUGCAGACGCUGAUGAUGUACCAGCAGGGGGACUUCUAUUAUGGUGAGUUCAGUGAUGGUUCGGCUGAGGCUGGAGGUGUGUACCAGGUGUUGGAGAUGCCGUAUGAAGGAGAGGAUGUCAGCAUGAUGAUCGUUCUGCCCAGGCAGGAGGUUCCUCUGGCCACACUGGAGCCCAUUAUCCGGCCACAGCUGCUGGACGACUGGGCUAACAAUGUGAAGAAGCAGAAGGUGGAGGUCUACCUGCCCAGGUUUAAAGUAGAGCAGAAGAUUGACCUGAGGGACACGCUGCAGCAGCUGGGCAUCAAGAACAUCUUCACUAAAGACGCAGACCUGUCAGCCAUGACCGCGGAGAGGGAAGAUGGAAGUGAUCUGUUUAUCGGUAAAGCUGUGCAGAAGUCGUAUCUGGAGGUGACGGAGGAGGGAGCCGAGGGAGCUGCAGGAUCAGGGAUGAUUGCGUUGACCAGGACGUUGGUGCUGUACCCUCAGGUCAUGGCGGAUCAUCCAUUCUUCUUUGUCAUCAGAAACAGAAGGACAGGCUCUCUUCUUUUCAUGGGCAGAGUGAUGAACCCUGAUGUCGUCGACCCUUUUGAUCAAGACUUUAACUCUGUGUAGCGCACAGAAAUCCAGUAUCAGUCCAAUUCCCAAUCCAGCUCACACUCACUCCUGAAACACAAGGCCCAAAGAGUGCAAUCUCACAGCAAACGCCAUUCAUUCUAAUACAUGGUUUUCUGUGAGGAGAGCCAUGUGAACACUGAAUAUAUGAAAUGUACACUUAAUAUCUCCUCUGAACGUACUGGAACAGCGAGGCUAAUUCUUUUGGUUUGAGGUUUAAGAUAGAGAAUGUAAUUGAAUGUACUUAGAUUUAGUUUAACACAUCUAGUAGAACAUAUCAGGUAGUAAGUGCUGAAUUUUUUUUAAUUUUGGCCUGGUCUUGCUGUUCCAAUAUAUUCAGGGGAGACUAUACACUGAUUAGGCAUAACAUUAUGACCAGAUUCUGGUUUCUGCACCCAUUAUCCGUUUUGUCAGCUCUUUUGUCAGCUUCUUUAUAGUUAUAUAAUUAUAUAAUUACAGACUGUAGUUCUGUGUCUGUUUCUGUGUAUACUCUAUUAUUAUCCUCCUCUUUUCACCCUGUUCUUCAAUACUCAGAACCCAACAGGAGAGAAAACCACCACAUAGCAGCUAUUAUUAUUAUUUGGAUGGUUUUUAGAACUAGUUAGUUAUUAGUGUGUGUUGUGCACCAACAGCAUCCUGUGGGCAGCAUCCUCCUGUCUCUGACUUUACUGUGAGUGAUUAAACACAGUGUUUAAAAACUCCAGCAGCACUGCUGUGAUGAUAAAGUGUGCAGACACCAGGAGGUGGUCAUAAUUUCAUGCUUGAUCAUUGUAUAUAUACAGCUCUGGGGAAAAAAUAAGAGACCACUUAAAAAUGAUGAGAUUAUAAUCCUCUGGAAUAUAAUCAAGAGGAAGACAGAUGAUCACAAGCCGUCAAACCAA